UCACCACUGCCAGUUGUGAUUUAACUGGAUUAACUGGAUUGGUCCACGAAAAUACUGGUAGGCGGGACUACGAGAAGAUUGGUCUGGCCAAGAUGAUGUGUCUCGGAUGCUGCGAGAUAUAAAUGUCAAACUUGGCUAAUGUGAGUGCUUAAACAUGGGUAAAUCAAAUGAAUAUAAUGAAUAUGGAAAAUGAUAAAUGUUUAGAGAGUAUACAUAUAAUGGAGUUAUAUACGUAUGCUCCAAAAGUCGAUGUUAUAAUAUACAUAACUUAAUCCCUUAAUUGAUACCAUCGGAUAUGAAUCGGUCACGUAAUCAAACGGAUUGGAUUUCGAAGAGCUUUCGCACGUACAAGAAUUCGCAUAUAUCGAUGGAACAAUGGUAUAAAGAUGGUAGAGAACUUUUGUCACUUCAAUCAACCUUCUUACUGGCUUCUAAGAGGAACGCAACUAAAUCGUGCUGCGAAACACGGAUGCCGUUUUCUUACGCUUGGCUGACGAAGCAAGAAGAGUGACAAUCGCAUAACAAGCUCAACGGGGACUUUGUCGGAGCAACGGAAUAGAAAUAAAUGCAUAAUUAACGCAAAACACCCGUUAUAAUAUCUGUUUUACAAAAGAUCCUAGGCAGUAGUCUCAGUAUCGUUGAACAGUUUGAUUCAACAAAAUGUCCAGCUUCUCGUGCUUUUUCUUUUGUGUCCUCUGGAUAACUACAUUUGACGAAGUGCAACUCACAAAAACUGAAGAUGUUUUGGAUAAGAUAAAAGCAGGAUUACAGUAUGCAAGUAACUAUCUAGAAACGGCUAAAGACAUUGCCGAUCUGGUGUCUAAGAGUUUAGGCCAUAAGCCAAAUCAAAAACGAGGAGAAGAUAGAAACGGUGACAAACAAUCAUUUGGUCCUUCAAAUUUCGUUUCCGCAUUCUUUCGACUUAUUGGAUUUGAUUCAAAAAAGGUAGCAGCAGUCGCAGUUAACAGUGUUAUAUUUCUUGCACAAAUGAUAAGCACGCUUUUUGGACUGAAAUCGCUGCAAAGUAAUAUUGCCAGAAAUGUGGACGACGAAAAACUGGCUUGGGAUCCGUUAAAAUUUACUUUAGAAAAUAAAAAUAAAAAUAUCCAAAAUUUAAUUGAUCAAGCAAGGAAUCCGAAUCUAUCAAAUCAGUUGAUAGAAAGAAUUACUAGUUCUGAUACUGGUUGCAUUCGAUUAUUACUAUGUAAAUCAUCUCCAAUCAUAAAAGCAGCGCAAAUUUCUCUCAAUAAUAAAUCGCAAGAUUACAUGCAUCGAAUUAUUGCGUGGUUGCCGUCUAAAGAGGAAUUUGAAACAAGCAGCGACAAAUGUGAAGAGAAACAUACGGAUUGUCGUUUAUUUUCUUCGUAAUAAUUAUUAUUACUACAAGGAAGCUAGGAAACGUUUUCAUUAGAAAACUCAGAUAUGUAUUUAUAAGUGUUACACGUCGGACAAUAAAUUCCAACACACAAUGUUUUGCUUUUAGAUAUUAUUGAACUUCUUUUCUUUUUUAUAUUACAGAUUAAAAUGUUUCGAAGAUUAACAAUAUUUUUACUCUUUACAUGAAACAAAAUAUU
Molecule: messenger RNA, 1574 nt
Organism: Solenopsis invicta (red fire ant)
Lineage: Eukaryota; Metazoa; Arthropoda; Insecta; Hymenoptera; Formicidae
Exons: 6
Coding region: 661-1368 (235 amino acids)
Source: RefSeq, a predicted model, not a curated record